AUGAGCAUCCCUCUUGUGCUGCUGUCUAUCAUCCUCUUCUCAGGAUUUGAAAGCCAGGCCUUGCCAUAUGAUUACACAGCCAGCAUCGAGUGUCUAGAAAACCCUCAAAAACCGCUGUACAAUGGUGGAAUCAUCAAAAACCCAGAAUUGAAUGAAGGGCUGGAAGGCUGGACUGCAAUUGGAGAUGCCAAAAUACAACAAAGAAAAUCAAGAGGCAACAAAUUUAUUGUGGCCCAUAACAGAAAUAACCCAAAUGAUAGCGUCUCCCAGAAGAUUCACAUGAGAAAGAAUAGUCUCUAUUCAUUAUCUGCUUGGAUCCAAGUGAGUCAGGGACAUGCUACAGUUUCAGCAGUUUUGAAAACAAGGGAAGGGCUCAAAUAUGGUGGAGCCAUUGUUGCAGAGUCUAAUUGCUGGUCCAUGCUCAAGGGUGGUCUCACAGCUGAUACUUCAGGACCUGCUGAGCUUUAUUUUGAGAGCGAUGACACUUCUGUGGAGAUAUCGGUUGAUAGCAUUUCCUUACAGCCUUUUACACAUAAACAAUGGAGACUUCAUCAAGAGCAAAGCAUUGAGAAGAAACACAAGAAAAAGGUAUUAAUCCAAGCAAUUGAUGGAAGAGGCAAUCCCUUACCAAAUGCAAGCAUAAUCUUUGAACAGAAGAGGUCUAAUUUUCCAUUUGGCUGUGCCAUGAACAAGCACAUCCUGGAUAGUACUGCAUACCAAAACUGGUUCACUUCAAGGUUCACAGUUACUACAUUUGUAAACGAAAUGAAGUGGUACAGUACUGAAAGUGUACAAGGCAAAGAGGACUACUCCAUUGCUGAUGCAAUGUUGAACUUUGCCAAUCAGCACAAGAUUUCUGUUCGUGGUCACAAUGUAUUUUGGGAUGACCCUAAAUACCAACCUAGUUGGGUGCCUUCACUUCCACCAGACCAGCUUAGCAUAGCAGUUCAGAAAAGGCUUAACUCGGUUGUGUCGCGAUACAAGGGUCAACUUGUUGCUUGGGAUGUGGUUAAUGAAAAUAUGCACUUUUCAUUUCUAGAAAGCAAAUUUGGAAACGAUGCUUCAGCCAAAAUUUAUCAUGAUGCUCACAACAUUGAUGGACAGCCCACUUUGUUUCUGAAUGAAUUUAAUACCAUUGAGGACAGUAGAGAUGGUGUAUCAGACCCAGCAAAGUACUUGGAGAAGCUCAGAGAGAUUAAGGGAUAUCCUGGUUAUACUGGAUGGCCAAUUGGAAUUGGGCUUGAGUCCCAUUUCAGUAUUCCUCCUAAUCUUCCUUACAUGAGAUCAUCUAUUGAUACUCUUGCUGCUAGUGGCUCACCGCUUUGGCUUACAGAAGUGGAAGUCAAAAACAUGCCAAACCAAGCAGACUACCUGGAGCAAGUUCUGAGAGAGGCACACUCCCACCCACAUAUUCAGGGCAUUGUUCUGUGGACAGCUUGGAAAGAGUGUGGAAUGUGUUUGAUUGAUGAGAAUUUCAAGAACUUGCCCUGCGGAGAUGUUGUGGAUAAGCUUUUUCAUGAGUGGGGAUUUACACAAGCACUGGAAGCCACAACAGACUCCAAUGGAUUUCUUGAGGCUACACUUUUUCAUGGUCAUUACCAACUCAACAUCACUCACCCUCUCAGCAACCUCACUUCAUCUCACAACUUGCAUGUGAUGCCAGUGGACGAACCAAACAAAGUGUCGCAAGUUAUACAACUUUCUAUAUGA
This is a messenger RNA of Prosopis cineraria, 1710 nucleotides long. RefSeq names its product endo-1,4-beta-xylanase 5-like. Gene Ontology annotation, biological process: carbohydrate metabolic process. NCBI's taxonomy places the organism in Eukaryota, Viridiplantae, Streptophyta, Magnoliopsida, Fabales, Fabaceae. The transcript has 7 exons. Gene Ontology annotation, molecular function: hydrolase activity, hydrolyzing O-glycosyl compounds. The record is from RefSeq and is a predicted model, not a curated record. Bases 1 to 1710 code for a protein of 569 amino acids.